Molecule: messenger RNA, 1962 nt
Organism: Vigna angularis (adzuki bean)
Lineage: Eukaryota; Viridiplantae; Streptophyta; Magnoliopsida; Fabales; Fabaceae
Exons: 5
Coding region: 127-1176 (349 amino acids)
Molecular function (GO): protein binding
Source: RefSeq, a predicted model, not a curated record
AUAAAAUAUUUUAAAAAAAUUAUUCAAAAGGUGGGAAGCUGGUGUGUUUAAAUACAAACUGUCUCACAGAGUGCCAUCACGAUUUCUCUUUGCUUGCAUUCUCGAAAUUCUGAAAAGAAAUAAAAAAUGAUGAUGCAAGAAAGCCUGGGAGUGGAAGAAUUGUUCGGAAAGGUUAACAUUUCGCCGAGUCAAGUUGCAUUCAUAGUAGACCAGUAUCUCUGCGCCAACAACUUAUCGCAUACGCGUGCCACUUUCCGCAUGGAAGCAUCCUCCCUCUUCGCCGGUUCCUCAUUCAAUCAGAUAUACAAGCCUUCGUUAAAUUUAAAGCAUAUACUCGAUGAUUAUAUAUUUUUGAAGAGAAAAAACUUAAUCUUGAAUCAAGAAAGGGUUGCGAUCAUGCAAGAAAAGUACAGAGUUGAGAAAUUGGUGCAGGAAGUGCAAAAUGUCGUCUAUGCUUAUCGUUCCUUUCAGAGGCUAAUCCCAACAGAUAUUCCUGUUACGAAUAAAACCCCUUCAGGUGUAUGUACUGGUACCACCUCCUUUGUUCAGAACACAAACACAUACAACAACAUACACUGGCAGCAGUCUAACAAGAGAAAGAAUAGUGAAGGAAUACAUGCGCCCACAAUUGCAAAAAAACCUCGUGGUAGACCACCUGGGAAGAAAAAUCAAGUUAAAGCUCUAAACGUGCUCCCACCAUUAGGGACUCAAUCAUUAAUUGUGAAUUCCACAGCUACAGGUUCACAAGUUACCACCACCUCAUCAAUCAUAAAAACACAACCUGGAACAGCAACCAAUAAAUCUGUUACAACAUGUAAUAAGGAUGUUGUUACUCAUUGUGAGGCUGUUGUGGUCUGUCCUGAAGAAGAAAUAAGUAAUAAACCCAGCCUUCAUCCUUCUCCUAUAAAUUCAGAUUCUGACACAGAAGAUAAGAGGACAGAAGAUAAGAGGGAAUUAGACUGCAAUGCCUCUCUUGUAUUUUUGGAAAAUUCAAUACCAAAUGAGUUUUCCAUCCCAGAAACAAAGAAGGAGCAUUCACAGUUGGAUCUAUCACACGUUAAGUUUUCAGAUUUAGAUAUGGAGUACUGGUCAAACUUCUCAUUAAAAGACAUAGGAAUCUUUGAUGAAGAUUAUUUUGAUCUUCCAGCUUCAACUCAUUUGGAGGUUGAUGCAUGAAGGGGUGCAGCAGCCAUGGAGAUGAGAACGAGACCUUACAAACUGAUAGGGAAAAGGAAAAUGGUAAGUUGAAGGAGCUGCUAGAGGUGGAGAAGGGAAAGGCUGACUCUGAGAGGCUGAAGCUGUCAAAUUGCUAGAAGAUGAGAAGAAUAUGGUUGCUGAAAAGGAAAAGGAAAUAGGUAGAUUGAAGGAGUUUGUCGAGGCAGAGAAGAGAAGGUAUGAUUCUGAGAGGAAGAAAGGCGAUGAAGUUUGCAAGCUACUUGGAGAAGAGAAAAAUAAGGUUUCUGAAAAUAGAAAUGUCUUGCUGAUCAGAUGUCUCAGCAGUUAGAAGACGAUAAGAAGACAAUUGAGGAUUUCAAACAGAAGAUCAUUGAACUCUCACCCUUGACAAAGCAUGUUGAAAUGGCUACUCACAACAAGGUUAAAGCUGAAAGUACAAAAAUGAUGCUUUUGAAAAACAAACUAAAGCUUGAAAAGCCACCAGCAAAGCACACCAGACCAAAAAUAUAUGUUGGAAGCAAGCCGGUAUGACUUUUUACAGAAUGAAUUAGGUCGUCUCAAGAUCGAUUUCAUUCAAUUUCUACAUCGCGUUGAUAUGCUUGAUGCAUCUUUUUCACCUGUUGUAGGAACUAAGCGUGAACAAACAAAGGUUGGUUUCAGUGGCAAAUUUUUUCCGGUUAUGUAUAAUGUUUGAGUAUUUUUGUUUUUAGCCAAAUUUUCAUCUCAUCUACUGGUUUAAAUCAUGCACACUUUUAAAGUCAAUGAUCUCAUACUUAUGCAGAUUAA